Messenger RNA from Erigeron canadensis, 2094 nucleotides. RefSeq lists its product as uncharacterized. The record is from RefSeq and is a predicted model, not a curated record. NCBI's taxonomy places the organism in Eukaryota, Viridiplantae, Streptophyta, Magnoliopsida, Asterales, Asteraceae. The coding region runs from base 526 to 1854 and encodes 442 amino acids. The transcript is spliced from 3 exons.
CACACACAAAUUGCAAAAAAAUAAACAAUAGCAUAAUCCUAUCUUUUCAUCCUUUGAUCAUAUUCCCAUUUCUCAAAACCCUAGGAAAGGAAAGGAAAGAGUGUCUCAUUGGGUCCCCAAAAGUUUCAUAAAGUAAUCAAAAGCAAACAAACAAAUUAAAGCAUCAUAUCACAUCCAUCCCUAAAUUUUUUACAUUUUACACUACAAUCUUUCUUUCAUUUCCCAUUUCUUCCUUUUUUUUAUAUACUAAUUCAUAAAAUAAUUCUUUCUUUAUUUUACCAAAUCUGUAAACUGUCAGCUUCUACUACAUACCUCAAAAAUUAUAAAAAUACUAUCUUUAAACCUUGUACUGAUCAAAUGCCAAGUUAAGCCGAAAGGGUUUUCAAGAUUUCUACUUGUUAGUACUAAUCUUGCGUGUAUACAUAUAUAUCUAUAUCUAUAUGUAUGUAUAUGUAUCUUCUUUUUUCAAGAAUUGAAGUGGGGUUUAAAAAAGAUUCAAACUUGAUUGGCCGACUGUAAGUAAAAAUGGCAUCAGAGCAGAACAGGUUUCUGCAACACCCACAACAACCAGCUUCUUCAAGGCGAAAAAGAUGGGGCGGCUGCUUAGGUGGUUUAUCUUGUUUUGGGUUGCAAAAAGGUGGAAAGCGUGUUGUACCUGCAUCUCGUAUGCCAGAAACCCAUGCAACAGGAAACCAACAAAAUGGGCCUCAAGCUGCGGGGUUAACUAAUCAGAAUAACUCGGUUCAUCCGUCACUAUUAGCUCCACCAUCUUCACCUGCCUCCUUUUCCAAUUCGGCCCUUCAAUCUACAGCCCAGUCACCAAACUGUUUUCUGUCAGCGAAUUCACCUGGAGGUCCGUCUGCUCAAAUGUAUGCCACUGGACCUUAUGCCAACGAUACCCAACUUGUGUCUCCACCUGUCUUCUCAACCUUCACUACCGAGCCAUCCACAGCUCCACUUACACCGCCACCUGAGCUAGCUCAUCUGACCACACCCUCAUCUCCUGAUGUACCAUAUGCACAGUUCCUUUCAUCUACUUUGAAUCUUAAAGGUGAUCGUAAGAAUAGUUACAUGACUGCAAAUGAUCUUCAAGCAACAUAUUCUUUAUACCCUGGAAGCCCGGCUAGUACUCUUAGAUCACCAAUUUCACGAGCAUCAGGUGAAGGUUUAUCAUCAUCUUUCCCUGAAAGGGAUUUCAGCCCGCAAUGGAAUCCUUCACCUCCGUCUCAAGAAAAAGGGUCAGACCCGAGGUUACCACAAGAUGCUAAUUUCUUCUGCCCCGAAACAUUUGCACAAUUCUAUUUGGAUCAAUCUUUGUUUCCUCAUUCGGGUGGGCGGUUAAGUGUUUCUAAAGAAUCAGAUGUUUAUUCGAAUGCUGGAAACGGGGUUCAAAGCAGGCAGAGUAAAGUGUGCAAGCAAGAUAUCGAGGAAUUAGAAGCUUAUAGAGCAUCAUUUGGGUUUAGUGCUGAUGAAAUUGUGACAACAGCCCAUUAUGUAGAGAUCUCUGAUGUUAUGGACGACUCUUUUUCCAUGAUGCCCUCUGGACCCAAUAAGGUGCAUGAGAGCAAAAGUAUACCAAGUCUCGGAGAAGAUGAAGUGCCAAGCCCAAAAAAUCGCAGGGCGGAAGCUACUCAGUCUAUCAGGAACGAGCCUGAUUCAUGUGAUGCCAUUAAAGAUGUGAAAGAACCUUUUGAGCAUUGUUUGACGGACGAUGAAGACAUAUUCUCAAAGAUGGGAGGUUCAAGAAUGAACGGGAAGUAUUAUAUGGGAAAUCACGCAAAUUCUGAUGCAGAAGUCGAGUAUAGAAGAGGUAGAAGUUUGAGAGAAAGCAGAGGAAACUCGAAAUGGCCGUGAACGUAGAGAGGAGAAUUAUAUUGCAUAGUUGGUUCCCUGUAUGUAUUAAUGUGCUAUCUGUUUUCCCUCCUUGAAAAAAAAAACACCGAUGGAUGCUGGUGUUGUCUAUUAUGUUGUUUUUACUUAUUUUUUUUUUUAUUUUUAUUUUUUUAUUUUUACUUUCUAAUGUAACUAUUAUAUAUGUAUCUGGUGAAUGUGCAUUUGGUAAAGCAAAUGAGAUGGGAUUGACUAUUUUGUGAA